UGAGCUGAGAUAUGGAGAGGGGUGAGAUUGGGAGCUCUCGAUUUUAAUAACAUCGCGCGGGAGAUAAAUUGAGGCAUCCAUUCCGUUCGCUUUGGUGGUGGUUCGAGCAUCUCGCGAGAUAACUGCGUAAUCAAAUUCACAGAUUUUCUUUUAAAAAUCAACAACCUCCGAUUGGACCCGGUGAUUAUUUUUGUGGCUUGCCAUGGGCUGUGCGCCCAGUAUUACUGUCUCACAAAGUGGAGUUGUUUAUUGCCGAGAUUCAGACGAGUCCAAUUCUCCGAGACCGUCGUCUUUUGGGGUACAGCAGCAUCUUCAAGUCCGGACCGCCGGCGGGUCCGGCGGAGCGGACGCGGGGCUGGAGGUAACAAGUUCAUCGAGUACGACAGGUGGAGGAGGGACAAUUAGUAUGAUACAUGGCCGUAUGGAUCGGCGAGGAACUAUUAGCAUUGAGGCUGAGACACAGACAAGUAGAUCAACAGUCACAAUGAAGGGCUCAGCCAACCAAGUAACACUAGGGCCAAUGAGGCUUUCUCACCCCACUAUGCAAAUCAUGUUGGUGUUUGCGAAAGAGGAUGCUCAAAGCGAUGGUUUCUGGUGGGCUGCGGACAAAGGAGGCUACAAGUGUAACAUAGUGAGGAACCCAACGGAUGCUUUAGAGUGCUUUCUUGAGAAGCAGCAUGACGUCGUCAUCAUUGACAACAGGACCACCAAAGGAUUCAAUGCGGUGGCACUCUGCAGGUCAAUACGGGCUACUAAACCCAGUGAACACACAAUCAUUGUUGCUGUUACCAAACAGAAUCCAUUAGACAAGGAUGAGCCUUCCAUCAUGCCACUCAUUAGCGCUGGAUUCAACAGAAGAUAUGACGAGAAUGCAAACACCGGAGCGUGUCUCAAUGAACUCUUACAGAUCGAGUUUGGAGAAUUCAGGUCACAAUUCAAACUCAAGGCCACAAACUCGUUGUUUGCUGCACUGGAGAACAGCUCAGAUGCCAUCCAGAUCACGAGUGAGAACAGAACAGUGCAGUAUGUCAACCCAGCCUAUGAGAGGAUCUCGGGCUAUACCAACGAUGAGGUCAUAGGUCACGAAAUGGAAGACAUGCCGAGAUGCGACAAGAACAAAGUAGAACUCAUUGAUGGCAUCUAUUCACAACUCAAGAAGGGGAAGUCAUGGGAAGGAAUGUUGUAUUCUAAGAAGAGGAAUGGAGAAAGUAUUCCUCAAAUUGUUUACAUUGCACCAGUAAUUGGCUACGGAGGGAAAGUACGGCACCAUGUUUUUAAUAAGCGCUUUCCAGCACAACCCACGAAUGGUCCUACAGUAUUCAGUCAAGAGUUACAACACAAUGUUGAUAAAAUGGGUCAAGAUUUCGCUAAUGGUCACCAAGGACUUAAUAGAAGACAAUCUGUUGCUAGGAUACAUUCCAUGACAAUAGAAGCUCCCAUCACAAAGGUUAUCAACAUCAUCAACACAGCCCAAGAGAACAGUCCUAGCACCGUGGUUCAGGCCUUGGACCGGGUCCUGGACAUCUUAAGGUCCUCAGAACUCUACAACCCAGCCCAGGUCAGGGAAGAUGAUCAGAUUACAACAGACCUCGUCGGAGGACUUAUGGCUCAUGGAACAUAUGCAGGCAAGAGAAAGCUGUCAGGUCCUGAAGUAGCACUGUGCAAAAGUGCAGCAUCUAAUAACAGUUCAUCGUCACCUUUCACCCACCUAAGUCAAGCUCCGACUGAAGUUCUCAAGCUUCUAGAACAGGAUGCAUCCUGGAGCUACCAGAUCCUUGAGGUGGAGAGAAUAACCCAACAUCGGCCUUUGUUAUUCACCGGUCUCAAGGUCUUUUCAAGGUUUGGCGUGUGUAACUUCCUUGGCAUCUCCGAAACUGUACUCAGGAACUGGUUGCAGGUCAUAGAGAGUAACUACCACAGCAGCAACCCCUACCACAACUCGUCACAUGCUGCCGAUGUGUUGCAAGCAACAGCUUAUUUCCUCGGAAAAGACAAAAUGCAAUCAUGUUUUGAGACGGCAGAUCAUGUAGCAGCAUUGAUAGCAGCCGCUGUUCAUGAUGUUGAUCACCCCGGCAAGACAAACUCCUUUCUCUGUAAUGCUGGAAGUGAACUUGCUAUUCUAUACAAUGACACGGCGGUUCUUGAGAGCCAUCAUUCAGCUCUGGCAUUUCAGCUUACAACAAAAGAAGACAGAUGUAAUAUAUUCAAAGAACUGGACAGAGAUGAUUUCCGAGCACUACGUCAUUCCAUCAUUGAUAUGAUCCUGGCUACAGAGAUGACUAAACACUUUGAGCAUCUCUCUAAGUUUGUGAACUGCAUCAACAAGCCUGGAGCAAGGGAAGGAGAUGAUUCAUCAUCCCUGCAGAGUGGUGGUAGAAGCACCCCAGACACCAUGACCCUAUCUACCCCAGAGAACAGGGCUCUAGUCAGGCGUAUGCUCAUCAAGUGUGCUGAUGUAGCUAAUCCUACAAGGCCUCUGGAGCUGUGUAAAGAAUGGGCCAGGAGAAUAUCACAAGAAUACUUCAAUCAGACUGAUGAGGAGAAGAGACGAGGUUUACCGGUUGUUAUGCCUGUGUUUGACAGAACCGUUUGCAGUAUUCCCAAAUCACAAAUCUCCUUCAUAGACUACUUCAUCAUGGACAUGUUUGAGGCUUGGGAUUCUUUUGCCGACUGCCCUGAGCUUAUGGAGCAUUUACAGAUCAACUACGUCUACUGGAAAGGGGAGGAAGAAAAGGAACGGGAAAAGAAGAUGAAAGAAAAAGAAAAUGAAAAGGGUGAUGAUGAAAAAGAAUGAUUUACUUUCAAGGGUUCACCUUUCUUUGGUUAUUGAUUUUCAGCAUUUUUUGUUCAACUUCUUGAAGGUUCUACUAGUACUCAACUCAUUUCGAGUAUCCAUGCUUACGAUGAUCAGUUAUGAUCAAGUUUGCAUUGAAGAGUAUAAAAUAUUACAUGUGCUAUUUUUACUUUCAAAGAAUGGGAGAAAAAUUUUGAUUUAUUUACUAAAAUAUAUCAGCAGGGAUGUCUAUUUUCAGAUAAAUCCUGAAUUCAGGCCCAGGAAUCUUAUUUCCAAGCCAGAGAAAGCAACAUUUUGUGUGCAAAAUGGCCUACUCUAGAUGAUUUUCAAGAUUCAUAUCAAUUGUAAGUGGCAUUCCUCUAUUUUUUUAUUUUUCAUUUUUGUAUUGUAGCAGGGAUAACUUGGUGCAGUAGGUUUAUUGCCCGAAGGUGCUUGCUGAAAUGAUAUACCUGAUAGGAGUAUUCAUAAAGCUAACUAUAAAGAUGUUGAAAAAAUAUCAAUGCUGUUAAUUAAUCAAUCGUAAGUCAAUUUUAGGCCCAAAAAUCAAUUUGCAAAUUGGAUUUUGGUCUACUUGUAAUAAAAUGACUAAAUUGAUUUACUAUUGCUCAACUUGAUCCAGUAAUUGCCAUUUCAGUUGACAAAUUUACACUUGAUUUCAUAUGAUUUUCUUGCAAUAUCCCUAUUUUUUAUCUCUCUCAUGAUGCUUAUUGUUUUGUGAAAUGGUUGCUACAUUAGUAUUUAUGGUAAACCCAUUCAUAUGUAUGCCAUGCAAAGUGAGAUACUCAUAUGGUACCCUUUUAUACAUAGUUAAAAGAUGACCUACAUGUAUGUACACUUGAGAAGAUAUCUAUGAUUAUGAAUUUAUGAUCGAUUGUAAGGUUAUAACAGAAGUGUAAUA
Messenger RNA from Lytechinus variegatus (green sea urchin), 3692 nucleotides. RefSeq names its product high affinity cAMP-specific and IBMX-insensitive 3',5'-cyclic phosphodiesterase 8B-like. The record is from RefSeq and is a predicted model, not a curated record. Bases 203 to 2794 code for a protein of 863 amino acids. Gene Ontology annotation, molecular function: 3',5'-cyclic-nucleotide phosphodiesterase activity. The transcript has 19 exons. Gene Ontology annotation, biological process: signal transduction. Lineage: Eukaryota; Metazoa; Echinodermata; Echinoidea; Temnopleuroida; Toxopneustidae.